CUCCAGGGAGACAAGAUGGAGGUGACGAGAGAAAAAUAUCAGUUGGCCCAAGAAGAGAACAAACAACUGGUCCACAAGCUGGAAGAGAUGGAGAGGAAACUUGAAGCAACAAGCAGCCAGAACAUCGAAUUCCUGCAGGUCAUUGCCAAAAGAGAGGAGUCAAUCCAUCAGUCCCAAAUGAGGCUUGAGGAGAAGACCCGGGAAUGUGGCUCUUUAGCCCGUCAGCUGGAGAUGGCUAUUGACGAUGCCAAGAGGCAGUUGGAGCAAACAAGAGAGCGAGCCGCAGCAAGGGAACGAACAGCACAGUCCAAGAUACUGGAUUUGGACCAGCUGAGCAGGACAAAGACAGAAAAUCAGUUGCGACGGAACAAGGAUGACGCAGAACAUAGAUACCAAAGCCGCCUCCAGGACUGA
This is a messenger RNA of Sceloporus undulatus (fence lizard), 414 nucleotides long. Its product is annotated as outer dense fiber protein 2-like. The record is from RefSeq and is a predicted model, not a curated record. NCBI's taxonomy places the organism in Eukaryota, Metazoa, Chordata, Lepidosauria, Squamata, Phrynosomatidae. Gene Ontology annotation, cellular component: centrosome. Gene Ontology annotation, biological process: regulation of cilium assembly.